AUGUCUGUACAGAAGAGGCCUUUGCCCAUCGUGGCGAGCCAGCGGCCACUGAGCGGGCUCGCCGGUGGCGGCGCUGUGGUCAGUGGUGGUGACGGUCGGCAGGAGCAUCCCGCCGCACCCGCGCAUCGUGCGCCUGCUGGGCUCGCUGGUGCAGCGGGGCGGGGGCGGCGGGGGCGGUGGGGGCGGUGGGGGGGCGGCGGGGGCGGGGCGCCGUGCGUGCUGCUCGUGUCGGCGCGGCUCUCGCGCGACCUGCACGCGGCGGUGCGCGCCGGCCUCAGCUUCGAGUCCCGCAUGCGCAUCGCAAUAGACAUCGUGGACGGCAUCCGCUACCUGCACUCGCUGGGGCUGGUGCACCGCGACGUGAAGAUGAAGAACGUGCUGCUGGACGCGGCGGGGCGCGCGGCGCUCUCCGACCUGGGCUUCUGCGCGGCCGAGGCGCUCAUGUCGGGCUCCGUGGUGGGCACGCCCGUGCACAUGGCGCCCGAGCUGCUCGCCGGCGACUACGACGCCGCCGUCGACGUCUACGCCUUCGGCAUACUCUUCUGGUACGUGUGCGCUGGCAACAUCAAGUUGCCGGCCGCUUUCGAGGCCUUCCAGAACAAGGAGCAGUUGUGGAGUAAAGUGAAACGCGGGCUGCGGCCGGAGCGGCUGCCCCACUUCUCCGAGGAGUGCUGGCAGCUGAUGCAGGCCUGCUGGGCGGCGGAGCCCGCGCAGAGGGCGCUGCUGGGCGACGUGCGCCAGCGGCUGGAGCGGGUGCUGCAGCAGGCGACGGCCGCGCGCCACUCCGACCCUUGCGCCCAAGAGAAUACGGCCGAAGAUGGCCUGCAG
Molecule: messenger RNA, 828 nt
Organism: Iphiclides podalirius (scarce swallowtail)
Lineage: Eukaryota; Metazoa; Arthropoda; Insecta; Lepidoptera; Papilionidae
Source: the annotation of a GenBank genome assembly